UGUAAAUCGGCAAAAGUUCCAUUUGCGGAGUGGAUGAUUAGGAAACCAACGUCAGGGUUCUUAAUGUGUUUGAACCACACGUGAGUCACGACUUUGAAGCGACAAGUAGAAAAACGAAGGAACAUUUUGGAGGGAAAUCCUGCAACCACAAAAAGACGCUGCUGACUCGAACAUCGUUUACUUAAUUCAAACCUCUUCUUCACUUCUUCGCUUGUGAAAUCACUGUAUCCUCGUUUUAGCAACAACUCUACUCGUCAAUCGCAGACAAAAAGAAAUGACAACGGAAGCUCGACCGAAAAUUGGAGUUGCCGCGCUUGUCUACGGGCCUGACAAGCGACUCAUCAUCGGGCGCCGGAAGGGUUCCAUCGGCAAAGGCCAAUGGGGUUUUCCUGGAGGGCACCUAGAGUAUGGCGAGUCGGUCGUGACUUGUGCAGAGCGCGAGACCCUUGAGGAGACGGGUCUAAAGAUCCGCGGGAUCAAGAUCGCCGCCGUCGCCGAGAGCGUCUUUCAAGAUCUGCACAUGCACUACAUCACCUUGUUUGUGCAGUGUGAAAUGCAGGAUCCCGAUGCGCAGCCAGAGACCUUGGAGCCUGAAAAGUGCGAGGGAUGGGAGUGGAAAUCGUGGGAUCAAAUCAAGGCCAUGGCGAGUCAAGGGGACGAGACUGACCAGCUCUUUGCGCCCAUCAUCAACCUGCUCCGCACCCAGCCUGACUUUGGGUACGAAACCUGAAAAGCUCCGGUGUGACCUUCCCCUCUCUUCAACCAGAACAGGGGACCUGGAGUGUGUGGAUUAACCUUAGAAGUAAAGUUUCGGCGAUUUUCUUGGCAGAUGUUAGAUCCUGAUUGUAGAACAUAAAUUCGACACAAAUAAUGAGUUCGAUGCAGCUGUUUUUGGCCAAAAGAAUCGCUGAGGGUUGGCAGCACGGAGUACUGUACCCCGCACCAACUCACUGGAGGAGCACGGCUGGACUGGGAGGUGCGGUGCGGGGUCUUGCUGUGAUAGAGUACCUAGGUACUGCCGCAAUCGACCCCGUACUCUGUACUCUAACCAUGCCAUAUAAAUGUGCUUCACUGCAGUUCUCACAAGCAACCGAAUUGAGCCUCUG
Molecule: messenger RNA, 1106 nt
Organism: Pyricularia grisea
Lineage: Eukaryota; Fungi; Ascomycota; Sordariomycetes; Magnaporthales; Pyriculariaceae
Exons: 3
Coding region: 275-730 (151 amino acids)
Biological process (GO): dGTP catabolic process
Cellular component (GO): cytosol
Molecular function (GO): 8-oxo-7,8-dihydrodeoxyguanosine triphosphate pyrophosphatase activity
Source: RefSeq, a predicted model, not a curated record